Molecule: messenger RNA, 1077 nt
Organism: Corylus avellana
Lineage: Eukaryota; Viridiplantae; Streptophyta; Magnoliopsida; Fagales; Betulaceae
Product: 2-alkenal reductase (NADP(+)-dependent)-like
Molecular function (GO): 2-alkenal reductase [NAD(P)H] activity
Source: RefSeq, a predicted model, not a curated record
AUGGGUGGUGCUGGCAAUGAAGAGAAAGCUGUGGUAGAGAGCAGAGAAUGGUACUUGGCGGCCCAUGCACCAGAAGGUGUUCCAACCUCCGAUCAUCUCAAACUCCGUACUGUCCCGCUAUCGCUCUGCACCGAUUUGAUCCCUGACCGCCAUCUCGUCGUCCAAAACCUCCUGAUCUCUGUUGAUCCGUAUCAUCGUGCCCAAAUGACUGGUCUUGAAGACGGGCUUUACUUGCCUCAGUUCAAACUAAAUGAGGUGAUAACUGCAAUCACUGUUGGAAGGGUAAUUCGAUCAAAGGACAAUAAUUACAAGGAGGGUGAUAUUGUCCUUAAUCUUUUCUCUCCGGUUGCUGAGCAUUGUGUUGUACCAUCCGAGUUACACAUACAGAAGGUUGAUCCAACAUCUGGGGUUCCGUUGCCUGAUUAUCUCAGUUCUAUAGGGAUACCAGGUUUUGCAGCGUGGGUGGGUAUAGAGGUGCUAGGAGAUCCAAAGCCAGGGUCAAAUGUGUUUAUUUCAGCAGCGGCUGGAGCGGUCGGAAUGUAUGCCGGACAAUUGGCUAAGCUCAGAGGUUGCCGGGUCAUCGGAAGCACUGGAUCUGAUGAGAAGGUAAAGCUCAUAAAGGAGGAAUUUGGAUAUGAUGAUGCAUUCAACUACAACAAAGAAACAGAUUUAGAUGCUGCUUUAAGCAAAUACUUCCCAGAUGGCAUUGAUGUUUAUUUUGACAAUGUUGGUGGCAAGAUGCUUGAGGUGGCCCUCAACCAUGUCAACAAGCAUGCACGAAUUCCGGUCUGCGGCAUGAUAUCUCAAUAUAAGGAGAUCUGGACAGAGAGAGAAGGGGUGAGAAAUCUUCUGAAUAUAGUAGGCAAGGAGGUAAGGAUGGAAGGGUUUAUGCUGUUAUCAUAUUUCAAUCGCUUCGGGGAUUUUACAAAGGAAAUGCAGAGCUACAUAAAAGAAGGCAAGAUUAGUUCUAAGCUCAAAAUCUACCAUGGAAUUGAGAGCUACUUGGAGAGCUUAGGCUCUGUCUUCACGAGCUCCAAUGCUGGAAAAGUUGUAAUUGAAGUUAAUUUGCAUGUUUGA